AUGCAGAGCAUCCUGAUGAAGAGUGCAGGAAAGAAGAAAUCCAAGUUUAAAGCCUUCAAAAGCUUCUUUGGCAAAAAGAAGAGAAAGGAGCCUGAGGACCCUCAGGGAGGGGGGUGGCUAACACCAAGCCUGUCCAGUGGGAAUAUUGACAUCUCUUCUCUGAAGCCAAUUCCAGCUGAUCAACUACCUGAGAUCAGGUCCAAGAGCAACAUGGGGACCAAAGCCUUAUCCCAUGAAAGCAUCUUCAUGUUGGAGCCGGAACGUGAAAGAUCAGCAAGUAAGAAGAGCUCCUCUCCAGAUGUCCAGAGAGGCAGAACUCGGCAGAGCUCCUCUGAGACAUCAUCUGAACUUACUCGCUCACCAUCCUUGACCAGCAGCCAGCUGUCCAUUGGUUUCAGCACCCCAGCCACCUCUAAGGGCUGUUUGGAUUCUUCAGCUGCUCGGCACAAGAUGGCUUUAAACCCCCGGAAACAAAAGAUCAAGAUGAACCUUAAAGCGACUGUGAAAUCAAAGCAGGAGGAGGAGCCAGGCCUACCACUGGCUUCUGAAGAAAUGAAGAGUACAAAGCCACCCAAAGAAACUGACCAAAAGAAGCGGAAUAAAGCAGGUCCCUCAAGCCAGCUACAGAGCAACAAAGCUGAGAUUUCUGAUACAAAGACAGCAGAUCAGGCUUCAAGCACUGCUACUGCUGGGAGUCAGGGCUACCCAGUACCAACAGCACCUGGGAGAAAACGUGGCAGGAAAGGAUAUAGUAUUUCAAGAAGGGGUGAGGGUGGGCCCAGAGGAAGAAGCCUUAAAAAAUCCAGCCGAAGUCAUGAUCUAAAAGAUAGAUCUGAGCCCCCAUCUACUAAGACGAUUGCCAAGGAUUCCCCUGUCUGGCACUUGCCAUUGGAGAAGCAAGUUAGGGAGCGAUCCACGACUCCACAAGCCGACCCAGCUACCCCUCAGGAGUUGCUUUCAGUUAAAAAGGGCACAAGAAAGAUCUGUGGGAGCACAGAUGAAGCCAGAAAAAUACCAGUACCACAACCCAUAGCUGAAGACAUGCCAGAGACCAUGGUUAAGGUUUCUGGGACCAAGAAGAGAGAAGACAGAUCUUCUCUUUCAUCUGUAGUGAAAGGUUCUACAACCCGAGGAGAGGCCUUCCCCUCAGUGAGAGCUAGGGACCAGGCAUGUAUGGAUCCUUCUCAUAUCCAGUCAGAAGGGAAAGCAGCUUCCAGCCUUGAUUCACAAAAUGCCCAAUUUAAAGGGGAGUCAACCAAGGAUACCCCAAGUCUCAUCAAACACAAGUCUCCCAGACAUGUGCUCCAGGCCUUUAUAGCAGGUGCUGCUGAGAGACUGCCUCCCAUAAGCAGUCCCGAGGAUUUGGAGAGGCCUGAAGAUUGUCCACAAGUCUCAGAUACAGUGAGUACUUCAGAGGAGGAGAGUGGUUCUGAGGAUCAGCUGGCUGCUGAACAUUCUUUCCAGUCAUUGAAGAAACCUGAGGAUGAACAAGAAGUCUCCUCAGAACCGAAAAGUUUAGUUGUGAAAUUGAGCAGUUCUGGCAAGCCGGUGGCUCCCAGACACUCAUUACAUGCCUUGGGAAAGCCUGAAGAUGAACAAGAAAUCUUCUCAGAAUCCGAGAAUACUUCAGAGGAGGGAAGCAGUUCUGAUGAGCAGCUGGCUACUGGAUACUCUUCCCAGUCCUUGGAAAAGCCUAAAGAUGGGCAAGACGUCUUCCCAGAAUCAAAACUUUUUGUUGAAGGAGCAAGCAUUUCUGAGAGGCAUCUGAUUCCCAGAUGCUCUCCCCAGGCUUGGGGAGAACCCGAAAAUGAAGAAGUCUCCACAGGAUCCAAUAGUUAUGUUGAAAAGUACAAUAGUGCUGAGGAUUGGAGCAGUUCUGAGGAAGACCUGUCUCCCAGCCUCCCUUCCCAGACCUGGGGAGAGCCUGAAGACGAACAAGAGGACACUCGUGAGGAGCAGCAGUCACCUGAAUACUCUCCUCAGCCCUUCAAGAGGCCAGUUGUUCAGCAGCAAAUCUCCUCAGAUUCAACUUCUACAGAAUUUAGUGGUUCUAUGGAACCAGUGUCUUCCAGAUACCCUUUCCAGCCAUGGGCUCCUGCCUUUGAGCAACAAGUCUCUGUAGGGUCAGAGGGCACUGAUGUUAACUGGGACAUGCCUAUGAAGUCCCCGCCUUCCAGAGUCCUUUCUAAGCAUUCAACAAAGCCUAAAGUUGGGCAAGAAGCCUUCUCAGAUCCAGAGAGUACUACUGUUGAGGGGAUUCCUUUUAUGGAGCCUAGGCCUCUUGGACAUUCUCAGCGUGUAGUGAAAGCAGUCCUUGAGCAAGAAAUCUCCGUUGGUCCAGAAAUCACUACUGCUGAUGGAAACAUUCCUAGGCAUGCACUGUCAACCAGAUGUCCUGCCCAGCCUUUGGUGAGACCAGUAGUUGAACAAGAUGUCUCCUCAAGUGCAGAGAGUACCGAAGUUUCUAUGGAACUGCUGCCUCCCAGACGCACUGUACAGCCACGGGUUGGCCCCAAAGCCAAGCAACAAGUCUCUUCAUUUCCAGAAAGCACCGGAAGCAUUUCUGUGGAGCAGCUGCCUUCCAAACGUACUUCCCAGCCCUUGAUGAACCUUAAUGUUGAAGAAAACGUGUUCUCAGGUUCUGAGGGUGUUGCUGCUGAGAGGAUCAUUUCUAUGGAGCCAGUGCGCCCCAAAUAUCCUUCCAAGUCCUUGACAAAUCCUAAAGUCAAGAAAGUCUUUUCAGGGAGCACUCCUGUUAAGGAGCUGCUGCCUCCUGGAAGCCCUUACCAGCCCUCGAUGAGGCCUGAAUUCCAGCCACGGAUCAUAAGCCUAGAUUCAAUGAGUGCCUCUGCAGAACGGAGAGGUUCUGUGGAGCCGCUCCUUCCCAAGCGCCCUUUCGAGUCAUGGGCGAAGCCUAAAUUCGAGCAAGAAGCCUCUGCAGAUUCAGAGAGUACUCCUUUUGAGGGAGGCUUUUCUAGGGAGUUGUCACCUUCCAAACAUCCUUCUCAGACCCAGAUGAAACCAAAAGUCAAGCAAAACAUCGCCUCAGGUUCAAAAUGGAGCGAUUCUGUGGAGCCAAUAGCUCCCAAAUCCCAUCCCCAGCCAUGGCUGAACCCUAAAAUUGAGCAGCAAGUAUCUACAGGUCCAGAGAGCGAUUGUGAGAGGGCUGUGUCUCUGGAGCUGCUGGCUCCCAAGCAGCCACCCCGGUCCAUUGUGAGGCAUAAAGUCCAGCAAAUUUCCUCAAGUUUUGAGAGUGCUGCUGUUGAGGGGGCUAAUUCUGGAAAGCCACUGCCUCUCAGGUAUCCUGCCCAGUGUUUAUCGAAGUCUAAAGUCCAGGAAAUGUCCUCACGUCUGGAGAAUACUGUUGUGGAAGGAGGCACUCCUAAGAAAUCAACGCUUUCUAAGAGUCCUUCCAAGUCGUAUGUGAAGUUUAUAGCAGAGCAAGUCUUUUCAGGUUCAGAGAGCCCAGCUGCUGAGGGGUAUCCUUGUGUGGAUCCUCUACCCCCAAAUUAUCCUUCCAAAUCUAUGGUGCAGGCUCCAGUUGAGCGCCAAGUGUGCUCAGGUUCUGAUAAAGCUGAUAUUGAGGCAGGCAUUUCUGGGAAGGUGAUGCCUACGAAGUUUCCUUUGCAGAAGAAGCCUGAAGACCAACACAAAGUUUUCUCAGGCUCAGAGAAUACUCCAGAGAAGACCAGCUCUCACAAACAGCCACCUUCCAGACGUCCUUUCCAAGCCGCAGAAUUCCCGCCACAGAGUUCCCCAAUGGGCUCAGUGAGUGUACCUGUUGAACGGAGCAGUCCUGAAAAGAAACUGCCUCCCAAACACCCUGCCCAAGCUCUUGGAGAUCCGGAAGAAAAACGAAAGGUUUAUUCACAUUCCAUGAGUGCUACUGCCGAGGGAACCAUUUCUGAGAGUGACCCUGGCAGCGGCUCCUUACCAAGAGCCUCAAUUUCUCCAAACAAAACCAAGAAAUACAGCCAAGGCUCCGAAGACCUCAAGUACAUCUCAUCCUUUACUAACAAACCCGUGAAAUCCACCAUUGCUCCUGCUCCUGGAGUCCUUUCCCCUAAGAAAGAAGUUCUUAAGAAAGACGAUGAGAAUCCCAAGCAUGCAGGCUCAUCUCCCAAUGUUGAAAAUCUUUUUGGAGUGAAGCUGAGAAGAAUCCCAUCCUCACAGCACAAGAGUGAGAAACAAGGUGAUUUAACCAAACUUCCUACAAGCCCCUUGGGUCCAACUUCAUCAACCAUAGAGAGAAAGCAGCAAGUUAAAAGAAAUGCCUCACAGGGGAACUUGGGCACCUCAGAGAACCUCACCAAAAUAUCUAAUCUGGCAGAGAAGCAGCAGGUGGGACCCAAAUCUGACGAUAUAAGCAAGAAGCAGCCAACUCACAAGAUCACAGGAAAGGCUCCUGGGCAGCAGCUGGAUUCUACCACCUCAGAGCUGCCUCAGACAAGCAUGGUAAAGCAAAGGCAGAAGACUUUCCAGAGCUACAUUCCUGUGAAAGAAGUUAACAUCAAGAAGGGAACUGGAGCCAGGGCUGAGAUUAAGGAGCCUCAGUUUGGGAGAGUUAACCCCGCAAAUGAAGGUCAACAGAAGACUUUUGUCUCCAAUGUCCAGAGACAGGAGAAGAUGGCACCAAUAAAGACACCUAAACCUACCAAAUCCCUGGGUACUGAAGAUCACAAGAUGGUUCAAGUGCCUGCCAAGGAAAAAGAAACCAGGAAAUCUGCAAGUCUCCCAGCAGCACCUGAAGAGCCAGUUGAGUCGGAAGAACCAGUUUGGUUCUCCAUGGCCAAGAAAAAAGCCAAAGCAUGGAGCCAUAUAGCCGAGAUCAUGUAA
This is a messenger RNA of Chrysochloris asiatica (Cape golden mole), 4836 nucleotides long. Its product is annotated as KIAA1210 ortholog. The record is from RefSeq and is a predicted model, not a curated record. The transcript is spliced from 10 exons. Bases 1 to 4836 code for a protein of 1611 amino acids. NCBI's taxonomy places the organism in Eukaryota, Metazoa, Chordata, Mammalia, Afrosoricida, Chrysochloridae.